UUUCCGGUCGAUUAAAUAACCAACUACCAAGAUUCAAUAAGCAGUCUCUAUUGCAGUUGGGGACAUUUUCGGUCGGUGUUCAGAAAGCCAUUUCUAUUCCCACUUGCAUCUGCUGGAGAAUGAAAAACAAUUUGUGCAGUUAAGAAAAGUGUUUCCGCUGCUGAUACUGACGGACAGAUUUCAAGACUGCUUUGCUGGAUUGUGGAGUCAAAACUAGGAAUUUUUAAUCAACUUUGUGUGGAAGUUGUUUGGAAAGCUGGAAUCGAAGUAGAAGUCGCUGAAUCUUACGAAACCGGAGUCGGAGUGGAAAAAAGCGAUCCACCUCCGCAGCUCUUCUAGUGGGUUUCGUCGCAUCGUCAACGUACUGUCAGCCUCAUCAAAUCAAAAGAAAAGUAAGUACUUAUCUUAUUUACUUGGUGUGUGUCACUUCUUUGUCGUUUUCAGGGCGCCAAAUUUGUGAUUUCGUCUGGAAAACUCUCGUCGCUCGCGCACGGCUUGUUUUUCCUCCCGAAUCAACCUCAGAGAUUAUCCGGCUGCUCCUCCCUUUUCUCCGUUACGAUAGCUUCCACAAGCAGCAGCAUGGCCAUCACGAUCGUGACCAGUGUCGACCAGUACAACAAACUUAUCAGAUCGCCGGCCCUAACCGUGGCGUUGUUUUCCGCUGACUGGGCGGAACAGUGCAAGCAGAUUCUCACGGUGAUGACGGAACUGGCCAAGCAGUUUUCCGCGGUUCAGUUCGUGGACGUUCCGGCGGAUGAACUGUUCGAGGUGGUGCUCAAGCACCAGAUCGAUGCCGUUCCGACGGUGAACUUCUUCCAGGUGGGAAAGGCCGUUGAUCGAAUUGAUGGUGUGGACAUUGCCGCGCUGACGACCAAGUGUCGAAAGCUGGCCGGAGCAGCAACAUCAGUUGGUGGAGGUGUCAAGGAACCGCUUGAGGAUUGGCUAAAGGCGCUCAUCAACCGCGCAAACGUAAUGAUCUUCAUGAAGAGUGGCCGCGACACACAUAAAAAUUGAAUUAAUUUUGUGAUUUUUCCAGCAAUCCGCGAUUUUUUUUUGCAAAAAACACAAUCGACGUUGUCAA
Messenger RNA from Culex pipiens pallens (northern house mosquito), 1081 nucleotides. RefSeq lists its product as uncharacterized. The transcript has a single exon. The record is from RefSeq and is a predicted model, not a curated record. Bases 580 to 1014 code for a protein of 144 amino acids. NCBI's taxonomy places the organism in Eukaryota, Metazoa, Arthropoda, Insecta, Diptera, Culicidae.